CGCCUGCCCGGGGCGCGCUGAAUGACCGGCCGGGGAGCGUUUGCUCGGCAGCACCGUCCGCCUGUGCAGAAGAGAUUGCUGGCUCCCGGGCCGCCGCGCCCCAUGCCCUUGGAGCAGCGCUUUGGCCAUGGAGGGCUGGCUCCGGCUCCUUGCACUUCUGGGCUGCUCCGCGGUAGCUGCAGGACUGAGCAGUGUUGUUGGAGUUGGGUCCCACUGCGAAAAAGCAUGCAACCCUCGGAUGGGAAACCUAGCCCAUGGACGGAGAUUGUGGACAGAUACCACAUGUGGGCGCAACUCCACUGAGUUGUACUGUUCAUACAGUGAGAAUGCAGACCUAACAUGCAAGCAGCCCAAGUGUGACAAAUGCAAUGCUGCUCAUACCCAUCGGGCUCACCCGCCCUCUGCCAUGGCCGACUCUUCCUUCCGAUUGCCUCGCACGUGGUGGCAGUCAGCUGAGGACAUGCACAAGGAGAAGAUCCAGCUGGAUUUGGAAGCUGAGUUUUACUUUACUCACAUAAUCAUGGUUUUUAAGUCACCAAGGCCAACUGCCAUGGUUCUGGAGCGAUCCCAGGAUUUUGGGAAAACAUGGAAGCCUUACAAGUAUUUUUCUACUAACUGUUCAGCAACCUUUGGUCUGGACGAUGAUGUGACAAAGAAAGGAGCAAUUUGCACUUCAAGAUACUCAAGACCCUUUCCUUGCACUGGGGGAGAGGUUAUAUUCCGAGCUCUGUCACCACCUUACUCGGCGGAGGACCCGUACAGCGCUGACGCUCAGGCACAGCUGAAGAUCACCAAUCUUCGAGUGCAGCUGCUUAAGCGGCAGGCCUGUCCCUGUCAGAGCAAUGACCUGAAUGCAAAGCCUCAGCAGUCCCAACACUAUGCAAUCUAUGAUUUCAUUGUAAAGGGGAGCUGCUUUUGUAAUGGCCACGCUGAUCACUGUGUACCUGUUGCGGGAUUUAGACCUGUCAAGGCGGCAGGAGUCUUCCAGGUGGUCCAUGGAAGGUGCAUGUGUAAGCACAAUACAGCAGGUCUUCACUGUCAGCAUUGUGCUCCGCUCUACAAUGACCAGCCCUGGCAGGCUGCAAAUGGCAAAACUGGAGCCCCAAAAGAAUGCCGAUCAUGUAAAUGUAAUGGGCAUGCUGGCACUUGUCAUUUUGACAUGGACGCAUGGCUGGCCUCAGGGAAUCGCAGUGGUGGUGUCUGUGAUAAUUGUCAACACAACACUGAAGGACAGCACUGCCAACGUUGCAAGCCAGGCUUCUACCGAGAUCUCAGAAGGCCUUUCUCUGCCCCAGAUGCCUGCAAAUUGUGUUCCUGCCACCCGGUUGGAUCAGCCUUGCUUCCUUUCAGCACUAAUACCUUCUGUGACCCCAGCAAUGGUGACUGCCCCUGCAAACCUGGAGUGGCAGGUCCUCAGUGUGACCGGUGCAUGGUGGGGUAUUGGGGCUUCGGAGAGUAUGGCUGCAGACCAUGUGACUGUGCUGGAAGCUGUGACCCCCUGACUGGUGACUGCAUCAGCAGUGCAGAUAUAGUCUGGCAUCAUGAAAUUUCUGAUUUCCGUUCUGUGUUUAAUGAGAGUGAGCCAACAUGGGGAUGGGAGGAUGAACAAGGAUUCUCUGCUCUUCGGCAUUCAGGUAAAUGUGAAUGCAAAGAACAAGUUUUAGGGAAUCCCAAGGUCUUCUGUGGAAUGAAGUACACAUAUGUGGUGAAAGCAAAGAUUUUAUCAGCUCAUGACAAAGGCUCCCAUGCAGAAGUAAAUGUGAAGAUCAAGAAAGUGUUGAAAUCAACCAAGUUUAAGAUUCUGCGAGGAAAGCGAACUCUCUACCCGGAAUCCUGGACUAACAGAGGCUGCACUUGUCCAAUUCUUAAUCCUGGCUUGGAAUACCUUGUAGCGGGGCAUGAGGAGGUACGGACUGGGAGACUGAUAGUCAAUAUGAAAAGUUUUGUCCACCAGUGGAAAUCAGCUCUUGGAAGAAAAGUCUUAGAGAUUUUAAAAAGAGACUGCAACUAGAAGUGAACAACCAGGUACGGCAUUUCUUUAUGCAAACUUCACACACAAAAGACCUCUCCAAUGAAAACUGGAACAUCAGAAAAGAGUGCCCAAAUGUGUAGAUCAGUGUUCCAAGGCAGAGGCUCUGUCUAGUGUAACCCCUCCUGGUCAAUGGGUCAUGUAGUCUCCUGGAUCUUCAUUGGAAGGGUGCUCAUGUGACCUAAUGUUAAAUUAAAAAAAUAUAGGACCUGAUUUUCACCUCACAUAGCACAGUGUAAUUCUGGAGUAACUCUCUUGAAGACAGCGAAGUUACACCACUAUAAAAUUGUGAGGAGGAAAUCAUGCCCAUAAACUAAAGAGGAUGGACACAAAUUGCUGCCAUUUACACCCAUGUAAAUCCUGACUAACCUCAGUGAAGUUGAGGGAGCUCCCUGUAUUUACAUGGCUAUGCUCCGAGUGUAUGGCUUGACUGCAGUCAUUGGGAGUGGUUGCCAUUCAGGGCAAAAACACACAACUAACUUCAAUCUCCAUAGCUUAAAUCCUGGGCCAGUGGAGCUGUGGCAGCUCAUGGUUCAGCACAGGCUGAGCAAACCCGUCUUCAGAUCUGGAUUUGCCAGGCUUCUGACACUGAAGCUUGCACUGCAGGGGUGUUACUGCUCCAGGACCUGAGCUGGCGAGAUUAAAAUGAGAUUGGGUACGUCAGCUCAUGCUGUGAUCACUCCCCAGGAAUUAGGGUGGUCAUUUGUCCUCAUUAAUGCAGGACAGUCCUGUUUUGUGCUACUCUGCCCUCUGUCCUGUCGAUACAAAACAGGACACCUUUAUGUCUACUUUUCUUUUGAAACAAGAGGUGAAAAUAACCCAGUAAUGCGCUCUAGCAAGAAGUCGACUGACUGGGGUGCUCAGCUGCGGCUGAGCUGAUCCCUGCCGUUCUCCUGGGGCUCUCCUGCAGGCUACCUUGCUAAGCAGCAGAUAGCCAGAUAAGUGAAAGGGGCUUAGUCCAUAGCCCUUUUCCCCAGUGGCCUGGGCGGGGGCUGCAGCCGUGAGUAUUGGGUCUUCUUCCUCUUCCCCUGACUAUCAGGGAGUGAAGGGAAAAUUCUCAGCUUGUGCCAUCCUCUCGCUCCUGGCAGCAGAGGGGAGGAGAGAAGAGGAAUGCAGCAGGCUGUGAACUUUUGCCUCGCCACAGAGUCAGAGGAAGAAGAGUAGAAGUGACCCAGUAUGUAUGGCUGCAGGCCCCCCCACUCUCCCAAAAUGGCGCCCUUGCCCCUCCUGCACUCACCCCUACACCCUCAGCACCUCCACCCACAGCCCUGACUCUUGAACCCCCCACAACCCUCUGCCCUAGGCCCCCAUGCACUAAAUGCAACUGUCCUCUAUUCUUGAGAUACCUUGAUGGCCACCCUACCUAGGAUUGCAGGAUAGCCAUCCCCUAAGAUCAGUCUUUGGCUCAUUGCUACUCACAGCUUUCUAUAGAACUGGAGUUUAUGUUUGUAUCAGUGGGAGAGCUCCAUUGGCAACAUGUCAUUUGCAAUGCUCUUUAAUAGCACAAGGUCCCAUGUACCAUCAUCAAAAAGAGGUCCCAUGUGCCUUUAAAGGAAUGUGUAGGGUAUCAGCUAGGUUACUUAUAGGUGACGGGUCGAACAAUUUUUUUCAGUUACACCGGUGUGAACCCCCGUUGAAGUCAAUGGAAUGACUCUGUGUUUACACCAGCAUAACUAUGAGCCAAACACAGCUCUUCGUCAGCAACGAUGUUUUACUAAAGAGGGGCAGCGUAUGUGACGUUUUGGCCACAAAGUGUUAAAACUGAUCCUAUCCAAAUGUAAAUAUUUCAUUGUAUAAAGCACUUUACUACCUGCCACUUCAUUGUUUGUCACAUUUAAUUUUGCUGGAGAAAAGGGGUGAAGAUGGCCUACAAAACCCUAUUGAAACAAACACUCCAGGAGACCCCUAAAUGUGGACAAAAUUAAUGCUAAAAAGGGAAUAAUCCUCGUGUGGUCUUGGCACUGACCACUCAGAGAAUUCAAGGAUGCAAUCUGACAGAUAAUGUACUUGCACUGAGGUCCCAGCUUCAGAACAGCGUUUGGACCCCAUAGGUAUUGACUAUCCCUGAGACUUUGCAAACAACACAGGACAAGAAGCAAGAAUGCAAUUGCCAGAGGAUAAGAACUCUGCCUGCUAACAAAAAAAUGGACUUGUUAAGCGAAAAGGGUUGUUUCACAUAUCACAGCCCCAUUUUUCAUGGUGGACUUUGAGCUUAUUUUAUUUUCAAUGUUAGAAUUUAAAACUGAACAUUCAAUUUGUUUUCCCCCGUGUUUUUAUUUACAGCAGUAUAUAUGGCCAUUUUCCAUUUAAAUACCAAUGUAUGGGUCACCUCACUGUCGUUGCCAUUUUCAGCACUAGAUUAUACCUUUUCUGUAGCCCAUCUUUAAACCUCAGUUGAUAGCGUGUAUUCUGUUCAUGGGCAUGAGGAGGAAAAUAGGAGGAAUUGCAAUGCCAUAAAUAUUACAAGCCUGCCAAUCUGCUUCAUCAAUGUAUUUCUUUGCCAGGGUCCUCACAAAAAAUGAUGCUGUUUUGGUAAUCUGUUUUUAUAUCUCAUGUAUGUAAUAAAUAUGA
Messenger RNA from Pelodiscus sinensis (Chinese soft-shelled turtle), 4600 nucleotides. NCBI's taxonomy places the organism in Eukaryota, Metazoa, Chordata, Testudines, Trionychidae. The record is from RefSeq and is a predicted model, not a curated record.